Molecule: messenger RNA, 448 nt
Organism: Melanaphis sacchari
Lineage: Eukaryota; Metazoa; Arthropoda; Insecta; Hemiptera; Aphididae
Product: phenylalanine--tRNA ligase alpha subunit-like
Biological process (GO): tRNA aminoacylation
Molecular function (GO): aminoacyl-tRNA ligase activity; tRNA binding; ATP binding
Source: RefSeq, a predicted model, not a curated record
AUAUUGUAUUGUUGUUUGAUAUGUAAUUAUAAUUUACUAAUUUAAAUAGUAAAUAGUUUUUUUUGUGUCGCACACUUGUUCUUUUUUCGCGUUAUUUAAUUAAAUUUAUUGAUUCAUAAAUUUUGAACGUUCUUUUAUUAUGGAUUCAGAGCAGUUAUUAAAAUGUUUGGAUACUAAAGGUUCCUUUAGCACAUGGGACUUCAGUAAAGAAAAUAAUAUUGACCAUCAAAAAAUUAUUGGUGUUGUUAAAAGCAUAUUGGCUUUGGGGAAUAUAAUUACUGCUGAUCCAGUGACAAGCAAAUAUUGGGAACUUACUGAUGAAGGAGAAUCGGUUUUAUUGAAUGGUAGUUAUGAAGUAAACCUGUAUAACGCUAUUCCGUCUGAUGGAAUACCUCAGAAGGAAUUAAUGUCGAUACCAAAUGCAAAAAUUGGAUUCAGCCAAGCAAUG